Nothoprocta perdicaria is the source of this 6773-nucleotide messenger RNA. Its product is annotated as GON-4-like protein. NCBI's taxonomy places the organism in Eukaryota, Metazoa, Chordata, Aves, Tinamiformes, Tinamidae. Gene Ontology annotation, molecular function: transcription coregulator activity. Gene Ontology annotation, biological process: regulation of DNA-templated transcription. The transcript is spliced from 31 exons. Gene Ontology annotation, cellular component: nucleus. The coding region runs from base 439 to 6405 and encodes 1988 amino acids. The record is from RefSeq and is a predicted model, not a curated record.
GCCCGGCCGGCUCCCGAGGCGCUCGCGCCACCGGAGGCAGCAGACGAUGGACAAACUCCUCAGCAUGAAGCAGAAGAGGAAAUAGUUUUGCAGAGAGAUCCGUAUGUGACCGAGAGCCAUCCCGCAGCGCAGGAGUCCCCGCUGCGUCCUUCCUUGCAGCCAGCGGUUAGAAAUGCUGCUGUCACGAAGCCACCAAAGAACAGCAGGGCUGAGGAGCAGGAUGGAGAGGAUAUUGAAAGGAGAAAGAGGAAGAGGAAGGCAACCAAGCGGAAAAGAGAAGGAAAAAGUCAAGAAGAGGAAGGGUCUUUGUCUUGUGACAUCAAGCUAGAUGACACCCUUGAUCGCACCUUAGAAGACGGUGCUAAACAGCACAACCUGACAGUCGUCAACGUGCGAAACAUCCUGCAUGAGGUGAUCACAAAUGAGCAUGUGGUUGCCAUGAUGAAAGCAGCUAUCAGCGAGACAGAGGAUAUACCUUUGUUUGAACCCAAAAUGACCCGAUCCAAGCUGAAGGAAGUUGUGGAGAAAGGAGUGGUGAUUCCAACGUGGAAUAUUUCUCCAAUCAAGAAGGCAAAUGAGGUAAAGCCCCCUCAGUUUGUGGACAUUCCUCUUGAGGAAGAUGAUUCAUCUGAUGAGGAAUACCAGCCUGAAGACGAGGAUGAGGAUGAGACUGCAGAAGAGAGCUUAUUGGAAAGUGAUGUAGAGAGCACUGCCUCUUCUCCCCGGGGAGCAAAGCGGUCUAGGACCAGACGAUCCUCUGAUGAAGAGGGAGGGACACACUGUGAGACGGAGAAGGUCACUCCACCCRUUGCUAGACAUAUUAGUGCUGAAGUAGUUCCCAUGGGUCCUCCGCCACCUCCUAAACCAAAGCAAAGCAAAGACAGCACGUUCAUGGAGAAACUGCACGCGGUGGAUGAGGAACUGGCUUCAAGCCCAGUAUGCAUGGAUUCCUACCAGUCUCUGGAAGACAGCCUCAUUGCCUUCCGGACGCGCUCAAAGAGGCCGCUCAAGGAUGUCCCUCUUGGUCAGCUGGAGGCCGAGCUCCGCGCCCCAGAUAUUACGCCGGAUAUGUACGACCCCAACACCGCAGAUGACGAAGAAUGGAAACGGUGGCUUGGAGGACUCAUGAAUGAUGAUGUGGAGAAUGAAGAUGAAGCAGAUGAUGAUGAUGACCCUGAAUACAAYUUCCUGGAAGAUCUGGAUGAACCAGAUACAGAAGACUUCAGAAAUGAUCGUGCUGUGAGAAUCACCAAAAAGGAAGUGAAUGAACUGAUGGAGGAGCUGUUUGAGACGUUUCAGGAUGAGAUGGGUUUCUCUAACAUGGAGGAUGAAGGUCCAGAAGAUGAAGAUAAUAUCACCGAGACACGGCCAAAUUUCAAUACACCGCAGGCGCUUCGAUUUGAAGAGCCUCUGGCGAAUUUAUUGAAUGAGCAACACCGGACAGUGAAGGAGCAACUGGAGCAGUUGAGAAUGAAGAAGUCUUCAACCAAGCCAACACAAGAGAUCGAGAAAUCCAAACCUCAAAAUGAGAAGCCGCUCCAAAGCCUUGUUCUGGACAGUGCGCAAAGAAAGAGGCUCCAGCAACAAAUGCAGCAGCAUGUUCAACUUCUGACUCAAAUCCAUCUUCUUGCGAGUUCCAACCCUGCUUUAAGUUCAGAGGCUGGUACCACCAGGAUGUUUUUGAGUGAGUUGGGUAACUUUGCUCGCAGUUCUACACUCCUUCGUCAGUCAUUCAGUCCCAAGUUUCAGACCAUGUUCCAGCCGUGUAACUUGAAGGGAGCCCUGCAGCUCAUUGAAGACUUCCAUGCCCAAGUCCAAGUUGACUGGAGCCCUCGCAAAUCCGUGAAAAAGAGUGCCAAUGAAUUCCCAUGUUUGCCAAAGCAAGUGGCAUGGAUUUUGGCAACAAGGAGAGUCUUCAUGUAUCCAGAGCUACUGCCAAUAUGUUCCUUGAAAGCAAACCCGCCUCGGGACAAGAUUAUMUUCACCAAGGCAGAGGACAAUUUAUUAGCUUUAGGUUUGAAGCAUUUUGAAGGGACAGAUUUUCCAAAGCCUCUGAUCAGCAAGUAUCUUCUACCAACAAAAACUGCCCACCAGCUGACAGUACGAAUCAAGAACCUCAAUAUGAAUCGAGCCCCCGAUAACAUCAUCAGAUACUAUAAAAAGACAAAGCAGUUGCCCAUCCUGUUCAAGUGCUGUGAGGAGAUCCAGCCUCACGAGUGGAAGCCACCCGUGGAGAGAGAAGAGCAUCGCCUGCCGUUUUGGCUAAAGGCAAGUUUGCCCUCCAUUCAGAGGGAAUUGAAGCAGUUAGCUGAAGAGGCCAGAGAGAUGCCAGCUUCKCCUGAAACGGAAUCUGUCUUUGUGGGGGCAGAAAAGGAAACUUCAGACACGGAAUGCGAUGAAAAAUAYCCUCUGCUCAUGCCCAAGGGGUUGGUACUGACGUUGAAGCCCCUUGCCAAUCGAUUCUCCAGGAGAGCGUGGAGAAGGCAAAGGUCUUCAGCUCUGAAACCUGUGCUCAUUCGACCAAGUCCUUGUCUGCAGCCCAUUUCCAACACUCUGAACAUGCCAAAAACUGUGAAGUUAUCCCAGUCGGAAGCUCCUCCCAGCAAAGUUAUGGUUCAGAUUCCUCGGUUAAUCCAGCCAGCUGCAGUGGUGCAGACUGUGCCAGGAAUGCAGCCUUUGAAUGUUCCAGCAGUGGUAGGAAGUGGGGAGGGCCUGGAGUUUCCAAAUGUGCUCUCUGCUUCCGCGUCUGACUCCAGACAAUCUUUUCCAGCUGCUGUACCUCAGGCCCUUGUGUCUCCGAGUGCUGUAACUUUCCAGCCCAAACUCAUGUUGCCGGCAUUGGCUGGACCCAAAAUCCGCAAGCCUGGAGCUCGCAAGGUUUACCAGAAGAAAAAAGGGACAAAAUCUGCCCCCGUGAUAAAAACUUCGCCUUUGAUUCAGCCAUCUCCUGUCAUUCUCACUGUACCUGCCACCACGGUGAAAGUGGUUAAUAUUGGCAAUGGUUGCAAUAUGAUUCAGCCCAUAAAUACAGCAGUUGGGAGAGGCACUCAGGCUAUUCCAGUUACUACCUUAUUGGUAAAUCCAUCCACUUUCCCCUGUCCAUUAAACCAGCCUCUAGUGACUUCUUCAAUCCCUUCAUUAAUAGUUUCUCCCAACCCUGUUGGUCUUUCUACAUCAUCUGUUGUUGAAAGUGAAGAACAGCUGAAUCUGGCUCCUUCCUGCCCUGCUGUAAAUAACAAAAGUGUCUAUCCUAUAGUUGAGCCCAAGGUAGAACCCCAGGAGUUGUACGUUUCCUGCUCAGCCAUCUCUCCCAAGAAGGACYGUGGUGCAAAUCCUGCCCCUGCAACUAACGGCAGCCAGGAGAAGGUAAAUCAGAGCGACUGUUGUAGCUGGACAGUGGUAGAGACAGCGGAGGAGAACGCCUCUGAGCCCUUACCUGUGGACCUGCUGCCUCGUUUAGAAGAUGCAGAUGAAGCRGUGAAAACUGAGCGUGAAGAAGCAAGCGAUUUUGUGAAGGAAGUAAAUCCCUUACAGAAGAGGGAUCUCCUUUGUGCUGAAGUGAAGGAGGAGUUCAUGCUGGAUCUGGGCCAGGAGCUCAACAUGGAGGCUGCAUGCUCGUGUCCAAAUGAGCUGAAAGAAAUUAAAAAAGAGGGUCCCUCUGGUGAAGAGAAAGGAGAAGAGGAAAGAGAGGAUUUGCAGUCCCCCCCUCACAGUGAAGCCCAGGUGGAUGCAGGAGCUGUUGCCGGACCACAGGUGAGCAGUGAGUCUCCCAAGAAUCAUUCAUACACAACAGAUAUUGAGGCAGAAUUUAGCAGCCCGCUAGGAAAACCAGAGGAUUCAUCCAGUAUGGAUGGACAGUCUGUUGGAACGCCAGCCGGCCCUGAAGCCGGAGGAGAUAAAGAAGGACAAGAGGAAGAGGAGGAAGAAGACUUUGAUGAUUUUACACAAGAUGAGGAUGAAGAGAUGUCAUCAGCCUCAGAAGAAUCUAUUCUCUCAGUGCCAGAGCUUCAGGAGACAAUGGAAAAACUGACUUGGCUUGCGACAGAGAGACGUUUAAGCCAGGAAGGUGAUUCUGAAGAGGAGAAUUCUCAGGAAGAGAACUCUGAGCCAGAGGAGGAAGAGGAGGAGGAAGGGGAAGGAAUAGAGAGUUCACAGAAGGAUGAUGAAAUCUCUGGAGACCUCUCGGAGGAACCCAAAUCUGCCUUCUUGUUGACGAAGACAGCCCCACAGGUGGAAGCCAACAGAAUGCCCCCAGGAGAGAACAUGAAAGCCCCUGGGAAGAGCCGGAGCUCCCACAGGACCAGAAAUAAGAGGGGGCGGACUCGUGCCAGCAAAGAUACCUCUAAGCUGCUGCUUUUGUACGACGAAGACAUUCUGGAGAGAGAUCCGCUGCGGGAGCAGAAGGAUCUGGCGUUUGCACAAGCCUAUCUGACCCGGGUGCGGGAAGCCUUGCAGAAUGUUCCUGGAAAGUAUGAAGACUUUCUUCGCGUUAUCUAUGAGUUUGAGAUAAGCACUGACAAACGAACAGCUGUAGACCUCUAUUCCACUCUACAGAAACUGUUGCACGAGUGGCCGCAGUUGCUCACAGAUUUUGCUGCCUUUCUUUUGCCAGAGCAAGCACUGGAAUGUGGACUGUUUGAAGAGCAGCAGGCRUUUGAAAAAAGCCGAAAGUUUCUCAGGCAGCUGGAAAUUUGUUUUGCUGAAAAUCCUGCCCACCAUCAAAAGAUCAUCAAGGUCCUGCAGAGCUGUGCAGACUGCCUCCCCCAGGAGAUUGCGGAGCUGAAGACCCAGAUGUGGCAACUGUUGAAAGGACACGACCACUUGCAGGAUGAGUUCUCCGUUUUCUUUGAUCACUUGCGCCCCUCAGCCAGCCGCAUGGGAGACUUUGAGGAGAUCAACUGGACGGAAGAAAAGGAGUAUGAGUUUGAUGGGUUUGAAGAAGUGUCUCUGCCAGAUGUAGAAGAGGAGGAUGAGCCMCCCAAGAUGCACACGGCCUCAAAAAAUAAGAAAAGAAAAGAGAUUGGAGGCCAGAACACAGACAAGGAGGUUGAGUGGGUAGAUGGGAUGAAGGACUGUUCGUGCUCCUGCCACGAAGGGAGCAGCGAUCUCAAGCUCAAGAAGAGCAAAAGGAGGACCUGCAGCCAUUGCAGUAGUAAGGUCUGUGAUGGCAAAUUUUAUAAAAACAAAGAUUCCCAAGAGCUGGCUGUGAGCCUUGYCCAGCAAGAGUCAGGUCUGCAGCCUGAAGGGAGGAGUUCUGGAAUAUCCAAGGAAGUUGUGGAAGAGAGCUCSGAGAACAGAGAUGAGGGAGAGGAUGUCCAGAGCCGAACAAAAAAUGUGUCACGGAAAGUGGACACGCUGGUUUCAGGAGCUCCCCUGGAAGGAAGGGUCGUCUCCUGCAGAUACACAUCUUGCGAAAAAGCUGCGGUGCCCGAUAUCCACGUUUGGGAAGGAGGUGCCGCUGCUGGUGUGAGUGCUGCAAAGGAGAUCCACUCUUGCACCGCUGGCCGAGAGUGGCCAGACCGACAAAAAGCUACUCUAAAACUACCUCAAGAAACCAAAGAUGGCUCUUGCACUGUGGGAGGGGACAGUGAGGGACUAAACCAGCUGCGCCGGGGAGAUGCAGACACUUCCCUUGGGCUGGGGGCAGGUCCGCUGUCGUCUUCUGCUGCGGGAAAAGAUUUAACAGGACUCAGCUCAUCUUCUGGAAGUAGUUUAUAUCAGACUGAAGGGCUUCAUUCCAGCUCCUCAGAGGAGCUUACUGUCUUUGGCCACACUUCAAAGUUAGGCGUGAGAGAAUCUGAGCGACCGCCUUUGCCUUCGGAAGGGAAAGAACAGCAGAGCUGGGUUCCCCCAGGUAGAAAAGCAGCGACGGGCAAGAGCUGCUGCUUCCAGUCCCCUGCUGCCCCYGUYGUCCUGUCGGAAGCAGGUGCUAUGKGCUGCACUGGAGGCUCUCCGGAGAGCAGAGUCAGGUUGGACACRAAGGACUAUUGCCAGGUACACGAGCGCUCCGAGGAGCUGGAGUGCCCAGUGCAGGGAGCCUCCUUGGGGCAAAGGGAAGAGGAGCAGCAGCAGCAGCGCGUCACCGAAGCCACCGUGUGUGCCAAGAACAGCAAAGUCAGCUCUACUGGGGAGAAAGUUGUCCUCUGGACCAGGGAGGCUGACAGAGUCAUCCUCACAACCUGCCAAGAGAAAGGAGCCCACGUGGAAACCUUCCACGCCAUCUCGCAGAAACUGGGCAACAAAACGGCUAGCGAGGUAUCCCACAGGUUCAGAGAGCUCAUGAAGCUGUUCCAUACGUCUUGCGAUGGAAGCUCUGAAGAUGAGGAAGAUGCAACUAGUACUAGCAACACAGACCAGCUGUCAGAUAAAGAUCUCCUGCUCUCUGAGGAAGAACCAGAUGACUAAGGUUCUUCUGUCCUGAUAAGCUACUGACUCCCUCGGUCAGACUCGGUCACACAGCACCUUUUCUGCUUCACCUUCCUGAAAUACUUGUGACAAGCUGCAGUUCUAAAUCUGUUUUGAACUAGAGCAUUGAAGCAAGUUGUAAGAGKAAACGUGCUAUCCGGGGAACUUUAAGUUACAGAAGUGAGACUUGGGGACCCUGAGCUUGACCAAGCAGCCUUUUGCAGUGCAUGCAAUGGAGAACAUGUAAAUAUUGUAUAAUAAGAUGUCUSUUUUCAGGUGGAGCCAAGAUGUGUGUUUUUGCAAGUUUCUCUCAUGUUGUGUGUGGGGAAAAGUUGCAACCUGAAACCUGUAUUUAUUGUGCAGUCUCC